GAAGCAGAGUGGGCCGGCCUCUGUAAUUGUGGGGAGGUGCUUUUCUUAAGGGGAGCCUUCUCCGUGAUUUCUAUUACCGGAGAUUCUGCUCCUUUUGUUUUCCUUGCAAGCUCCAAUUCCCUUUUAACUCCUUUCUCCAAUUUCAUCUUCGAUUUUCCCUCUGCCCUAACACCCCAGAAGGAAAAUCUUAGAUUCCUCCUCCCCUUUUAAUAGACCCCCCCCCCUCUCUAUACACCGGCGCUUUUCGAGAUUCAAUCCAAUUCCUUCCUCUGGUUGGGAGAUCUUCCAUAUUGUUUCCAGCGAAGACGACGGUCCGAGAAAAUGGCGGAAGAACAUCGAUGCCAAGCUCCAAGCCUGUGCGCUAACAACUGCGGCUUCUUUGGCAGCCCGGCCACGCAAAACCUAUGUUCCAAGUGCUAUCGAGAUUUGCAGCUCAACGAACAACAAUCCUCCUCCGCCAAGUUGGUUCUCAACCAAUCCCUUGCUCCCCCGUCUUCGACGACCUCGCAGUCGUCUUCUUUGCCGGAACAGAUCGCUGGAACUUCGUCCUCUGCGGCAUUUGAUCCCCCGCGCGCGGUCGAUGAUGUCAAGAGUGGAUCUUCGGCGCGGCCACCGGCUCAGCCGAGCCGAUGCGUGACUUGCAGGCGGCGCGUGGGGCUCACGGGAUUCAAGUGCAAGUGCGGAUCAACAUUCUGCGGAUCCCACCGGUACCCCGAACAGCACAGAUGUGAGUUCGACUUCAAGGGUAUGGGUAGGGAGCAGAUCGCGAAGGCGAAUCCGGUGGUUAAGGCCGAAAAGCUUGAGAAGAUCUGAGAAGUGGAAGGGGUGUUACGGUAACGUCGCGUGCGUGAGAAAGUUAUCCGGAUCCAACGCCCGGGUUGGUUUCCCGUCCGUCUGGUCGGUUUGCGUGUUACGGGUUAGGGUCAGUGAGCGUGGGUGGGUUCGUGAUCCUCAUCGUUAUCAUCAUCAUCGUGUAAAUGAAUUUAGUGAGCUUUUCUAUCGUCAAUCAAUGUCUGUGUUUGGGAAUUACUUCCAUUUUCAUUUGAAUGUUGUGGCCACGUGGACUUAAAAUGAAAGCAAUGUCGCAUUGGUAAGUGAUGUUUUCACCAGAAAAUAGAAAUAUUUGGGAUGGAAUAUUAUAAAAAAAAAUGAUCAUAAUUUUUUUUUAA
Messenger RNA from Prosopis cineraria, 1169 nucleotides. RefSeq names its product zinc finger A20 and AN1 domain-containing stress-associated protein 3-like. Gene Ontology annotation, molecular function: zinc ion binding; DNA binding. Lineage: Eukaryota; Viridiplantae; Streptophyta; Magnoliopsida; Fabales; Fabaceae. The transcript has 2 exons. The record is from RefSeq and is a predicted model, not a curated record. The coding region runs from base 322 to 813 and encodes 163 amino acids.